Messenger RNA from Ictalurus furcatus (blue catfish), 2611 nucleotides. It is a transcript of the gene gcm2, whose product is annotated as glial cells missing transcription factor 2. Gene Ontology annotation, cellular component: nucleus. The record is from RefSeq and is a predicted model, not a curated record. The coding region runs from base 895 to 2385 and encodes 496 amino acids. Lineage: Eukaryota; Metazoa; Chordata; Actinopteri; Siluriformes; Ictaluridae. Gene Ontology annotation, molecular function: RNA polymerase II cis-regulatory region sequence-specific DNA binding; DNA-binding transcription activator activity, RNA polymerase II-specific. The transcript is spliced from 5 exons. Gene Ontology annotation, biological process: regulation of transcription by RNA polymerase II; gliogenesis.
GUACAAGUGCUAUAUAAAGACGCGCACGCCGGCUAAAACUGAAAUUGCUCGUCUGUUUACUAUAUGCGCUGUUUUGUUUGACCGGUCCUUGUUGUGUUGUGUCAGCAUUGCACAAUGGCUUUUCGUUUACAUAUAACAAAUAAUGACCUCCAUUAUAUGACAUCUUGCCUGUGAAUGACUCUAAUUCUCGACUGCGUGUGUGGCUUUGCUGACACUUAUAGUCAACUGUAACGUCUCUCUUUUUGUUUUUUUGUUUUUUUGUUUGUUUGUUUUGUUUGUUUGUUUUUUGUUUGUUUGUUUUUAACUUGCGAUAACCACGUUUCCUUAAAAAGAAAAAAAACCCUGCAAACUUCAGGAUUAGUUCUAGGAUGAUUUUGAAGAUAAUGGGUUUGUGUAGCCAGUCUCUACAUUGUCUUUUAAUUUAAAAUCUAAUUUCGUAUAGAUUUUGAGCGGUUGAUCCGUGCACUGAUUGAACGCUCUCGAAUUAAAGCGCGUCAUUUGUGUAGGUCAGUGGUACGGAUAAGGUAAAACGAAAGUAGUCUACGCCGAGUGUGUCUUCAAGAGAGCUAAGCUGGAGCAGUGUUUCGGCCCUGCCUCCCUCUUUUACAUAGGCUACACACAGCAGCAGUCAUACCUGAGAUCAUUACCCACCUCCUGUGUCUCCUGAAGCGCACCUGUGAGGGAGCAGCGAGACCUGGAUUUAAGCGAUGCACUAAGAAUAUAGCAGAUGGCUUAACUAAUUCUGGAACUACCUGUGAAUUUCAUAGAUCUCAGUAAUAUAUUUAUAAAGGUUUGCUAGCUUUAAGUUCAGAGUUGGUUCAGAGUUGAUUCAUCUCUGGCUGAAUUCACAGAAGCAGACACGAGCUCGUUGACAACUUUUAGUGACUUCGCACCAUGUCAAAAUCGUCAGAUCAGUUUGAAAACUCAGACUGCGUGUGCUCGUUCGGAAUGAAGCUAACCUGGGAUAUCAACGACCCUAAACUUCCUCAGGACACGAAGCAGUACGAUGCGUUUCAGGAGUGGACAGAUGGUUAUGUUCGGUACAUAUACAGUGCCGAAGACAAAAACGCCCAGCGCCACUUGAGCGGUUGGGCCAUGCGCAACACCAAUAACCACAACUGUCAAAUCCUGAAGAAAUCGUGCUUGGGUGUCGUGGUUUGCUCCAGAAACUGCACACUGGCAGACGGCACCAAACUCCAACUGCGGCCUGCUAUUUGUGAUAAAGCCCGCCAGAAGCAGCAAAAAAAGCUUUGUCCAAACUGCAGCUCAGCUCUCGAGUUGGUUCCGUGUCGUGGCCAUAGUGGUUAUCCGGUCACCAAUUUCUGGAGAGUGGACGGCAAGGCCAUAUUCUUCCAGGCUAAAGGCGUUCACGAUCACCCGCGACCCGAGAGCAAGUCGGAAACGGAGGCGAGGAGAAGCGCAGUAAAGAGGAGGAUGGCUUCCCCUCACUUCUCGCAGAAAAGGAGACUUGUAGAACCAGAGCCUGGCCGCUACCAUGAUAUGCCCUUUCCCAACAUCCACCAGCUCACCAUGGAGACCCCAGAUCGCUUCAGCAUCAUUGCUGAAUCCAAUUUCCCCAUCCAGACACAGCACUACACGCCGUUCCAGAACACAGAGCCUUACAAGUUCCCCUAUGACACACAUGGCCCAACAGCCAUGGCUGAUGCUGCAAGCCCUCUGCAGAAGCCUUCUAACCACCGCCUGUACAUGGCAAGACCCCCAUGCGGAUAUGACUUUGCAGUGCCAGGCUACCUCAGCUCUGCACCCUACCCCACAGCACUGUAUAAGGACCCUGCCAGCCCUCACAGUGAGGCUGACCUCAAUAAAAGUUGCUCUGGCCUGAGUGGGAUGCCUCACACAACCAGCUCACUACCAAACCAUGAACGCUCUUAUCCAGAUGCCACCACCAAGCACCAUAGCUGGAAGCAGAUCCUGGGCAAAGGGCCAUAUGGAGAGAGAGGGGAAUACCCACAGCUUUCUGCCAACGCCAACCACUAUUACAACACAGAAUACCCAUGCAGGUACACAGGGCCCUCUCCAACUACUCCGACAGCCCUUCAGACCAUUAUAACCACCACCACUAAAGUGUCCUACCAGCCCUGUCCUAAACCAUCUGUGGUAAAAUAUGGUGAGAGUAUCUAUGAUAUGAAGGGCCUGUCAAACUGUAACUCUCUUCUAGAGGAGAACUCCCCCAACUCCUACUCUGACUUGAAAAUCCCAGAGGAUUCAAGCGUCAUAAAAACGGCUCUGUCCUACCAGGACACGGUCCCGACAAAAAUUGAAAGAAGUGAGAACUUUGAAGGCUACCGUUACAGCAGCUACAGCUCCAGCAGCUGCCCUGAGAGACUGGCACAUCCAUACAGGUAUGAAGGUGGAGAGUACUGAUCUACUGCUUCAGUGCUAAUUAUUAGGAAAUGAGAUCAGAAGAUGAGAAAAGAAGACUGUUUUGCUGAUGAUUUGAGUAAGCCAAAGAAAACCUGGGUAAAAUGUCUAUCAUACUUUCCUUCAGUGUAUAUAUUCAUAGCUAUUUAUAAAUAUUAUUCAAAAUUUUAGAUGAAAAGGUAUUUGUGUAGUUACCUGAUCCACAUUUGAUCAAAUGUGCAACAGAAAA